Messenger RNA from Myotis myotis, 4551 nucleotides. RefSeq names its product tubulin tyrosine ligase (gene TTL). Lineage: Eukaryota; Metazoa; Chordata; Mammalia; Chiroptera; Vespertilionidae. Gene Ontology annotation, biological process: protein modification process. The coding region runs from base 136 to 1269 and encodes 377 amino acids. The record is from RefSeq and is a predicted model, not a curated record. The transcript is spliced from 7 exons.
GCUGCGGCGCCGGGGCCUGCGCGCGGGGCGGGGACCCUGGUGCCGGGCGUGGACGCGGAGACCCGGGCCUGGGCUCGGUGCGGCGGGUUCCACGCGGAGCCGCUGGUCCCCGUGCCCUGCGCCGGCGGCCUCGCCAUGUUCACCUUCGUGGUUCGCGACGAGAACAGCAGCGUCUACGCCGAGGUCUCCCGGCUGCUGGUCGCCUCCGGCCACUGGAAGAGGCUGCGGCGGGACAACCCCAGGUUCAAUCUGAUGCUGGGCGAGCGGAACCGGCUGCCCUUCGGGAGACUGGGUCACGAGCCUGGGCUGGUGCAGUUGGUGAACUACUACCGGGGGGCGGACAAACUGUGUCGCAAAGCUUCUUUAGUGAAGCUAAUCAAGACGAGCCCAGAGCUGGCCGAGUCCUGCACAUGGUUCCCCGAGUCGUAUGUGAUCUACCCCACUAACCUCAAGACCCCGGCUGCUCCUGCGCAGAACGGAAUCCACCCACCGAUCCCUAGCUCAAGGACGGACGAAAGGGAAUUCUUCCUGGCUUCUUAUAACAAAAAGAAGGAGGACGGAGAGGGCAAUGUUUGGAUUGCAAAGUCAUCCUCCGGUGCCAAAGGUGAAGGCAUCCUCAUCUCCUCGGACGCUGCCGAACUUCUGGAUUUCAUAGACAACCAGGGCCAGGUGCACGUGAUCCAGAAAUACCUCGAGCGCCCUCUGCUGCUGGAGCCGGGGCAUCGCAAGUUCGACAUUAGAAGCUGGGUCUUGGUGGAUCACCAGUACAAUAUCUACCUCUAUCGAGAGGGCGUGCUGCGGACUGCGUCAGAACCGUAUCAUGUUGAUAAUUUUCAAGACAAAACCUGCCACUUGACCAAUCACUGCAUUCAAAAGGAAUAUUCAAAGAACUACGGGAAGUAUGAAGAAGGGAAUGAAAUGUUCUUUGAAGAGUUCAAUCAGUACCUGAGCAGUGCUUUGAACAUUACCCUGGAGAAUGCUAUCUUAGUACAAAUCAAACAUAUCAUAAGGAGCUGCCUCCUGAGCGUGGAGCCUGCCAUCAGCACCCGGCACCUCCCUUACCAGAGCUUCCAGCUGUUUGGCUUCGACUUCAUGGUGGACGAGGAGCUGAAGGUCUGGCUCAUCGAGGUCAACGGUGCCCCUGCUUGUGCUCAGAAGCUCUAUGCAGAACUGUGCCAGGGCAUCGUGGACAUAGCCAUAUCCAGCGUCUUCCCGCCCCCCGACGCCGAGCAGCAGCAGAGCCAGCCGGCCGCGUUCAUCAGGCUGUGACCAGAGACGCGUGGGGUCCUGCUCCAGGAGAGACGCCCCGUGGCUCCACGCGAAGCCACAGUGAGAAAGAGGCAGCUCGCAAGGCUGUGAUGGAGGAGGGAGUGCGAGAGCGAAGGUGCCCCCAAGGGGCUCCGGGUGGAGCUCUCUGCACUGCUACCCAGACUUGAAAACUGCAACGAAUUUCCCUGAGGGGAGAGCAAGACGUUCUUCUAAGGGGAAAACACGGGGAUUCGGUUGUCGUCCUUGAAAGCAGCAGAUUUCUAUGCUAAGGCCGUCCUUGAAAGCAGCGCCUCUCCUCCCGGGGCCACUGGACCUGUGCGUGCGCUCCGUCUGCUGCAGCCCUCGUGCCUUAGCUUGGUGCCCAGCUGCAACCUCUGUCCCGCGGGGACUGAUGCUGGAGCGUUUGGGAGGUCGCCCUGUGUCCCUGCUCUUCCCCCCUGACACUCUGCCUGUGAGACUCUGGACCAGCAUGCGGGGCGGCCCUGGGUUCCGUGCUGUGCGCUGCCUGGAAGGGCAGGGCGUUGUCCUCAUCCCGUUCCUGAAGGCGCUGGGUCAGUCUCCGGUCGGGGUGGAUGUGGGCUGGGCACCAAUACAGCAAACGCUGCUGUCAGUCUGCUCUCUGCAUGCUUUAGAAACCGAGCAGCAAGUUUGCCACAAGCCUGCAGGCAUCAAAAAGCAUGAGGGAAAAAAGACAAUGCCUUGCUUUGCUUCGUAGUUGGGUGUCCUUGAAAUAUGAUGGGUCUGUUAUCUUUGUUUGAACCAGAAUUCAUGCACUUUUGCAAAGUUCCUGGGGGUCAGGAGAAGGUAGAAUUCCCCUCCCCCAGGUGGCCCUGCCCCUGACACAGGGAGCUCCCCUCCCACCAUCUCCUUCUUCUCUCCCAGCACCUGCUGUGGGAGCUGGAGGGGAUGGUGUUCCAGCGAGGAGGCUCUGCCUCGGGGAGAGGCUCUCAGUGAGUGUCUGUCUGCCUGAAUGGGAGCAUCUCCCAAAGUGAGAAAGAUGAGGUUUUAGAGCUUCACACAGUGUCCUGUAGGUCAACAGUUGUGUCCUGUUAGGGGUGGUGUGGUUUUCCCUGGCUGGAUCGGGGAGCAUUCUGCAGGCUUUUCAGGAGGCCACGUUACUAGCAGUGGGAAGAACAAGAUGCCAUGUGUGUUCGCUGAGCUGAGUGAAGGGGCCCUUCUUAGAGCGCCAGGAUCCCAGUAGACCCAUGGGCAAGGCCCCUGCUCCUUGGAACGUGGUGUGUGCUGCCUUCGUGUGUAUGUGUACUCCAUUACUCGUCCUCCUUGCACACAAAAAAAGCAGUUCUGCAGUCAGGAAGACUUUGUAAAAAUACUUCUUAUUUCAGAGAGGAAGGGAGAGGGAGAGAGAAAAACAUCAAUGAUGAGAGAGAAUCAUUGAUUGGCUGCCUCCUGCACAUCCCCCACUGGGGAUCAAGCCCACGACCCAGGCAUGUGCCCUUGAACAGAAUCAAACCGGGUCCCUUCAGUUCGCAGGCCGAUGCUCUAUCCACUGAGCCAAACUGGCUAGCUUGGGAAGACAUUGUUAAAAAGAGAAGAAAAAGCAACUGUUCCUAAAAUUUGAUGAGAUGUGGGAGCUUACAUGUGGGCAGAGGAUGUGAAGGUGUGACGCUGGGGGGAGAGGAGGCUUGGGUGGGCUUGCAUGGGGAAUUGGAACUAUAAUGCCGUGGUUGCUUGCUCAGAGGACAGAUCAUGAAGUUUGCAUGCAGAGCACAGUGAAACUGUCAGUGGUUAAAGUCGUUCCUGGAGGCCCCCCGGCGUGGCUGCUGGGUUGGGGUUGGGGACUUAGAGCGUGGCCAGGUGCGCCCACUUAGAGAGUGUGGGGUGCUGGCUUCUGCGAGCUGGUAAUGGGGAAAGCGUGGAAGACUUGUGGGGCUGUCCCACGGGAACACGGAUGUGUAAUGACCUUUUGGACCUAAGUUACAGGAAUAUUUGAGAGCUUUCCAGCGGCUACAGUGCCGGAGCUAAGAAUGCAGAUGUUAGGAAGUCUGUGGCUCUCGAUGGAUUUUCUCAGAAACCUGGUUCAGUAGCACAUGUAUGAGGGAAGUGAGGCUCUAAAAAGAAAAUGAUACCUCAUUCCUCACGUGUUUUCAAAUACAUGUCUAUUUAUCUUUACUUCUGAUCAGGGGGUGGUUGGCUCGGAACCGUCGCAUCCCCUCCACGCUGUCCUGGCGCAGGUGGUCCUGCCUUGCUGCCCAGUCAGUCUUCCUGUGCGUGUCCCUGUCCGCGUCACCAGUUGCUGGGGAGGGAGGCGCUAUUCAUUGGCGAUGUCGGCUCCAGUCUUGGCCCUGCCAUUGGUUGCUCAGUGUUGGAUGAGCCGUGACCUCUCUGUGCCUUAGUUUCUUGUCUCACAGAAGAGAUUGUUGCCAGACCCGGGACUACCUCACAGGCUUUAGUGAGGACAAGUGAGAUUAGGAAGACUCGGGAGCCUUCCGUACCAAGACUCCUAGUGCUGGCUGUGUGCUGGAACCACACUGUGCCCCUCUCCCCACCCCGGCGACUGAAUCAGAACCUCGGGCAGCAGUGCGCACCACGCUGCUGGAGAAGGAAGGGAAGACACAUUCUUAUUACCUGAGAGGAAUCCCGUAGGGCCCAGGGCUUUUAAAGGUUCCUUUUGGAAGAACAGGCCUCUCUUUCAGAAUGACCAGGUGUUGACAUGUGUGUUCAUGCGACAAGUGCCGUCUAAGCCGUUCUCUCUUUGCUUCUUGUCAAACAUGCCUUCAUCUACUGAAACAGUCUGUGAAGACUUGGCAGCGAAUGUAAACAGACAGGAAUCUAUAAAUCUGCUGAAUAGGCAUUAAGGCCAUUAAUUAUUGAGAGAAAAGCCCCUUUCCUCACAAGUAACUCCUGUGGUGUUUAGAGCUCAGUUUUACCCAGAACAUUCAAGUGCCUCCGUGUCUGUGUGGUGCAGUGGAGCAGGUGCGGGCACACUUGCCGCGGACACGCUGUUCCCCAGCGCCUUGGAUGUUUCUCACGGGCUUGGAGUGAGCGGUAGUGCUGGGAAGGUACGGGAUCCGCAGCACCCACAGGGGAGUGAAGCUACAGUGUGUUUAACUGUUGAGGUUGUCAGGCUGCGGUGCAUGUGGGGGGGCGGGGGCGGGGGCUCUACUGGAGAAGACAAGGCCCCUGAGUGGCCCCACAGCAUGUGGGAGCCGUGAAGAAAAUUCAGUGAUACACAGAUUCUGUACCUAAGAGGAAAUGACUUCUGAAAUAAGGUGAUGUCAUGAAUGUUUAAAAUGCCUGGAGCAUUAAAGUGAAGUAAUAACA